UUUCUUUUGAACAUAAAUAUCAUAUAAUUAUUAAUUACAAGUGUUAAAGAGAUCGAUCUGGUAUAACUAUGGAAAAUAAUGGAAGGAUGGCGGCGCUUGUGGUGGUUCUAAGUCUGUUGGUUCAUGGAACCGUGGCGCACCCGUGUGGGAGCACUUUUUUCUCGGCUUUGGUGCAACUGAUACCUUGUCGUGCAUCAGUUGCACCCUUUAGUCCGAUCCCGCCAAAUGAGGCUUGUUGUACUGCAAUCAAAGUUCUUGGCCAACCUUGUUUGUGUGUUCUUGUUAACGGUCCUCCUAUUUCUGGUGUCGAUCGUAGCAUGGCCAUGCAACUUCCGGAGAAAUGCAGCGUCAACUUCGAACCAUGUAUCCAUCCUAUAUACGUACAUAUGCACAUAUAUAGGGGAAAGUUCAUUUAGCAACCUGUAAAUGUUUUAAGGACUGAAAAGACCAACUAUUCACAUAUUAUUCAUAAUGAAUAGUAUUCAUCAUGAAUAUCUGCGUUUGCACUAUUAUUGAUAUUUAUUAUGAAUGAUUCAUUAAUAGCUGAGUCUUUUUACAGAUCACAAAUGAACUUGCCCUUAUUUAUAUAUAUCGUUGACUUUUUUUUAUACCUAAACAUGCUUUUUUAUACUGUGUAUGUGAUGCAGGUGAAAUCGAGAAGAAGAAAGAGUGAGCGUAGCGUGGCGUCCAAAUUUGAUCGCUCGAUUGAUGAAAAAUUCAAGAGAAUUAAUAAACAAGAGUGUCGAGUGUGCGUCUAGCCCGUGGAAAUAAUUUACUUGUCGAAUUUUAUCGGUGCUCUAAUCUUGCAUUGAUCGUAGGUUUUCAUAUUUUGUCGUUUGACCGUAGCUAAAUCUUUAAUGUUCCUUCUACAUUUCGUUCGCUAAUUAAUGUUAUU
Messenger RNA from Cynara cardunculus var. scolymus (artichoke), 895 nucleotides. RefSeq names its product protein M7-like. Lineage: Eukaryota; Viridiplantae; Streptophyta; Magnoliopsida; Asterales; Asteraceae. Gene Ontology annotation, molecular function: fatty acid binding. The record is from RefSeq and is a predicted model, not a curated record. Gene Ontology annotation, biological process: systemic acquired resistance. The transcript has a single exon. The coding region runs from base 69 to 416 and encodes 115 amino acids.